This is a messenger RNA of Trypanosoma cruzi, 717 nucleotides long. RefSeq lists its product as uncharacterized. The record is from RefSeq and is a predicted model, not a curated record. The transcript has a single exon. The coding region runs from base 1 to 717 and encodes 238 amino acids. NCBI's taxonomy places the organism in Eukaryota, Euglenozoa, Kinetoplastea, Trypanosomatida, Trypanosomatidae. Gene Ontology annotation, biological process: mRNA splicing, via spliceosome. Gene Ontology annotation, cellular component: nucleus; spliceosomal complex.
AUGCCCAAAAUCCGACCGGGUAUGAGGCGCCCACCACCGGGUUUUGAGCUCAUCAACGACAAGCUUGACGAGUACGACACGGAGAUGCGAAUUGUGAUGGCCGAUGAUCCGCAGCAGGCGCAGCUCCCCGCAAGAUCCCGCAAAGCGAAGCGGGGCGGCGUCGCAACGGGCAGCACGAAGGAGGACGUGAAGGAAGGAAAAGGCGCGAGUGAGGCUGAACUGGGAAAUUCGGAGAAGCCUGUCCCACCGCUCUGGCGCGUCGCCCGCAUCAACCGAGAGCGCACUCGCUACGUUUUUGAUGCCUGUUAUCACGAGAAGACUGUAUCGACCGAUGUUUUGAAUUACUGCUGUGAGAUGAAUUUUAUUGACGCUGGGCUUGUGCGGCGAUGGAAACUCCCGGGGUAUGAGCAACUGUGUUGCACCGCGUGCUGCGUCCCCGGCACGGCGAGUGCGGCGGCGCGCACGGUGAACAAGCAUACCAACCGUCACAGUCACGGCAGGCGUGAAGGCAAUGGCGGCGAGGAGCGUGCGGAGGGCACAUGCAUUUGCCGCGUGCCGGCGGAGCAACGACGGGUGAAGCGGCUUGAGGGGUGCACAGUAUGCGGCUGCACGGGCUGUGGGUCCGGCGAGAAGAGGAAGCGGGAUCCAGUGAAGGAACAAGCCAAGGAUGCACCAGCGGCGGUGGUCAUGCGUGUUGAGGAAGAACCGAAAAGCUAG